This is a messenger RNA of Labeo rohita (rohu), 402 nucleotides long. RefSeq names its product translation initiation factor IF-2-like. The record is from RefSeq and is a predicted model, not a curated record. The coding region runs from base 1 to 402 and encodes 133 amino acids. The transcript is spliced from 3 exons. NCBI's taxonomy places the organism in Eukaryota, Metazoa, Chordata, Actinopteri, Cypriniformes, Cyprinidae.
AUGCUGCAAUCCCUCACUCUCACCUCCACAGGGGUCACUGCAGCAGGAGAAUCACUCGAAGCUUCGCUGGAGCUCUCCGUCCACAGUGUCAGCAGUGGCUCUUGCUGUCUGCUUGACUUUUUGUCCUCUAUCAGCAGAAGGCCGGCGGAGCAGGCGGUACCCAGCAGGGCGGAGCAGGAGGCUCAGGAGCCCUCCAGGGCGGAGCCGGAGGCAGAGCAGGUGGCACUAGAGCCCUCCAGGGUGGAGCCGGAGGCAGAGCAGGCGGCGCUAGAGCCCUCCAGGGCGGAGCCGGAGGCAGAACAGGUGGCACUAGAGCCCUCCAGGGCGGAGCCGGAGGCAGAACAGACGGCGCUACAGCCCUCCAGGUCGGAGCCGGAGGUUUUCCUGCGGAAGCGUUCCUGA